AUGAGCUCCUCGCCUCCUCGCCGCUUCGCCUCGUCCCGCCCGGACGCCAGAGCCACGGCGCUCACGCGCUUCGUGGACGAGAACGGCGCCAUCCGCUGCGGCCAGCGCACGGACGACGGCUCCACGGCGCUCCUGGUGGAGGACGACGACCCGCUGGGCUCGCUGCACUUCACGGGCGAGACCGCCACCAUCGAGAAGGUGCUGGUGCCCGUGGUGCCGUCGCAGAUCCUGGGCAUCGGCCUCAACUACCGCAAGCACGCCAAGGAGACCAACAUGCCCGAGCCCAAGUUCCCCGUGCUCUUCACCAAGGGCGUCAACGCGCUGCAGAACCCGCACGACCCCGUGGUGAUCCCGCGCGUGGCGUCGGACCCGCCCGAGGUCGACUACGAGUGCGAGCUCGCCGUGGUGCUCAAGGAGGCCUGCCGCGACGUGACCGAGGAGGAGGCGCUGAGCUACGUCGGCGGAUACACGUGCGCCAACGACAUCUCGGCGCGUCGCUGGCAGGGCAAGAAGGGAGGAGGCCAGUGGUGCCGCGCCAAGACCUUCGACACCUUCUGCCCGCUGGGCCCCGUGCUCAUGACCCCCGAGGUCAUCCCGGACCCGCAGACGCUCGGGAUCGCCACCUACCUCAACGGAGAGCAGGUGCAGAAGUCCAACACGGGCGACAUGAUCUUCUCGGUCGCCAAGCUGAUCAGCCAGCUGUCGCAGGACUGCACGCUGCCCAAGGGCACGCUCAUCCUCACGGGCACCCCCGAGGGUGUUGGUGUCGCUCGCAACCCUCCGCUCUUCCUUGCUCCCGGAGACAUGGUGGAGAUCGAGAUCGAGCGUAUCGGCAAGCUCGUGAACCCUGUGGUGGGCGCCUCGGCGCUGUAA
Messenger RNA from Phytophthora sojae, 873 nucleotides. RefSeq lists its product as hypothetical. The record is from RefSeq and is a predicted model, not a curated record. The transcript has 2 exons. Lineage: Eukaryota; Oomycota; Peronosporomycetes; Peronosporales; Peronosporaceae. Gene Ontology annotation, molecular function: acetylpyruvate hydrolase activity. The coding region runs from base 1 to 873 and encodes 290 amino acids.